Molecule: messenger RNA, 2956 nt
Organism: Peromyscus eremicus (cactus mouse)
Lineage: Eukaryota; Metazoa; Chordata; Mammalia; Rodentia; Cricetidae
Gene: Znf398
Product: zinc finger protein 398
Exons: 6
Coding region: 206-2137 (643 amino acids)
Biological process (GO): regulation of DNA-templated transcription
Source: RefSeq, a predicted model, not a curated record
GGGCGGCUGCAGCCGGUGCGGCGGAGGCUGUCAGCAACUCUGCUCCUCCGCGGCCCUGCGCUCCCGGAAGCCGGAUUGCCGGGCGAGUCCUGUCAGUGCGAGCAACGCGAGACCUCUUCUCGCCGCUUGCGGAGAGCACCGAACAGCCCGGCCUGCGUGCGGCGGCGACUUCCCGGGACCGGACCGGACCGGGUAGCGGAGGGCCAUGGCUGAGGCGACCGCCGCUCCGACUUCUGAAUGGGACUCGGACUGCCUUACACCCCUGCAGCCCCUUUCUCUUCCUACACCUCCAGCUGCAAAUGAGGCACACCUGCAGACUGCAGCCAUCUCCCUGUGGACAGUGGUGGCUGCUGUCCAGGCCAUAGAGAGGAAGGUGGAGGUCCACAGCCGGCGACUCCUCCACCUAGAAGGCAGGACAGGGACAGCAGAGAAGAAACUAGCCAGCUGUGAAAAGACAGUGACUGAGCUUGGGAACCAGCUGGAUGGCAAGUGGGCUGUGCUGGGGACCCUGCUGCAGGAGUAUGGGCUGCUGCAGAGGCGGCUGGAGAACCUGGAGAACUUGUUGAGAAACAGGAACUUCUGGAUCCUGCGGCUGCCCCCAGGUAUUAAAGGAGAUAUCCCAAAGGUGCCUGUGGCAUUUGAUGAUGUCUCCAUCUACUUUUCCACUCCAGAGUGGGAAAAAUUAGAAGAAUGGCAAAAGGAACUUUACAAGAAUAUCAUGAAGGGCAACUACGAGUCUCUCAUCUCCAUGGAUUAUGCCAUGAAUCAACCCGAUGUCUUAUCUCAGAUUCAACCAGGAGAACACAAUACAGAUGACCAACCAAGGCCAGAGGCGAGUGAGAUUCCUGCAGAUGCCAGUGAAGAGCCUGGCCUUUCAACCUCAGAUAUUCUGUCUUGGAUUAAACAAGAGGAGGAGCCUCAGGUUGGAGUCCCCCAGGAGUCCAAAGAGAAUGACCUGUACAAAGGCUCCUCCUAUGCUGAUGAAGAACUUGUCAUCAAAGCUGAAGACCUUGCCAGAGCCUCCUUGUGUCCUGAAGCUCCAGUAGCCUUCCCUGCGCCCCCACCACCAGCAGCCAAGGAUGCUUUUUCAGACGUAGCUUUCAAGAGCCAGCAGUGUGCACCCAUGACACCUUUUGGACGCACAGCCACUGACCUGCCCGAAGCCUCAGAGGGACAAGUGACUUUUACUCAGUUAGGAAGCUACCCACUCCCACCUCCAGUUGGAGAGCAGAUGUUCUCAUGCCACCAUUGUGGCAAGAGUCUCAACCAAGACAUGUUAAUGACACAUCAGUGUAGCCAUGCUGCCGAACACCCCUUAACCUGUGCCCAGUGUCCCAAGCACUUUGCCCCACAGGUGGACCUCGGUAGCACCUCCCAGGACCAUGCCAGUGAAACACCACCCACCUGCCCUCACUGCUCCCGGACCUUCACUCACCCCUCACGACUCACCUACCACCUUCGGGUCCACAACAGCACUGAGCGCCCUUUCCCCUGUCCUGAUUGUCCCAAGCGCUUCGCAGACCAGGCUCGACUCACCAGCCAUCGGCGAGCUCAUGCUAGCGAGAGGCCCUUCCGUUGCCCACAGUGUGGCCGUAGCUUUAGCCUGAAGAUCAGUCUCCUGCUGCACCAGAGGGGGCAUGCGCAGGAGCGCCCCUUCUCCUGUCCUCAGUGUGGCAUUGACUUUAAUGGCCACUCUGCACUGAUUCGUCACCAGAUGAUCCACACCGGCGAGCGUCCCUACCCGUGCACAGACUGUAGCAAGAGCUUCAUGCGUAAGGAACACUUGUUAAACCACCGGAGGCUGCACACAGGUGAGCGGCCUUUCCAGUGUCCGCACUGUGGCAAGAGCUUCAUCCGUAAACACCACCUCAUAAAGCACCAGCGCAUCCACACAGGCGAGCGGCCCUACCCCUGCGCACUGUGCGGGAGGAGCUUCCGGUACAAGCAGACGCUCAAGGACCACCUGCGGACUGGUCACAGUGGAGGCUGUGCGGGUGAUAGGGACCCUUCUGUACAGCCACCAGACCCACCUGGUCCACUCUUAGCUGCCCUGGAAACCUCUGGCCUAGGUGUUAGCACUGAGGGCCUAGAAUCUAGUCAGUGGUAUGGGGAAGGGAGUGGAGGGGUGGUUUUGUAGAUCUGUGGCCCGUUGGUUAUUUAUGGUCACAGCAGAGUGAAGGUCCAGGAAAGAGCCGACAAGCUCCACAAUCCAUAGUAAUUAUCUGGUACACAGAGGAAUUUGGGGGUGUCUACACUCAACUAGAGACAUACUUGUGCUUUGGAAGUCCACAACAGUACAAGAAUACUUUAUUUUGAAAACUGGAAGAGAAGUCAGUACCCAUGUCUUUCCAGAUACCACAAAAGCAGUUUGGGAAGCAAGAUUUGGCUUCUGAUCAUUCUGUCAGGAUAGCAGAGUGAGAGUAGACUGCCUCUAGGUAGAGACAGGUGCGUGGAAAGAGCCCCCCAAGCCUGAAGCCUGUCUUUAAUUCCUCAGUGAUGGGAUGACUGUUGGGGGAAUGUGUCUCUGAAACCAGCUAAGCUCUGUUCAUACCUGUGUAGUCACCUUCUCCUGAAACAUGGUGACUGAGGCUGCCUUCCUAGGCCUAGAUUCUGUCUGCUAAUACAUUUUGUUUAAUGUUGGUGAACAAGAAAUCUGACUUUAAUAGCUUAUUGAAGAGGACAGUUCUUAGCUUUUACUAGCUUGAUUUGAAACAUUCUGACUCUUGUAGCAGCUUUUAAAAGGGUAGAGAAUUUUACCAUAGCCCUGGUUAGAAAAUUAGGAAAAGAGUUUUCUCUCCAGGUAGGAGCUAAAGAUCCCAGAGAUCCCAGGCACAACAGUGAUAGCAGGGCCUAAAAAUCCGCCUGAAUCAUGAGUUUAGAGUCAUUUCUACCAAUUUAUUCCUUCUCUUUCCAAGCCGAUGAUCAUGUUUUUCCAUUUCUGGUGUUUAAUUCUCAU